UUUCUGCUGCACGUUUGUUUGUAGUUAAAUGUGUAGUAUGUGUUUAACAGUUUAUAUUUAAUAUUUGCCUGUAUUAGGUCAGCAUUGAAUGCCCGCCGUUACAUUUCUCCUACUUGUCCAGACAACAAAGCGGAAGUAGCUCCUUCUCAAAUUUAAUCUUGUAACAUAGCUUGUUUUGUAGCUAAGUUGAGACUUUUUAAAAAGCCGUUUAAAACAUGGCAGCGGAUGAUACUCCUUGCUUAGAGUUCAUGGACUGGGAAAUUGACACCUCGACAUCUGAUGAACCAAAACAAGAGAAAAAACUUUCUGCCUCACAACGGAGAUACUACAGCUUCUGCAGGAGGAAGUCAUUUGCUGCCUUUGUGGCAUCCAAGAGGGACAGCAGUCAGGAGGAAGGGAGUACAUCUUGGUGCUGCUGUGGCAAGACUUUCAAGGAACACUCUGCCAUUCACAAACACAUGGCCAUGACUCAUGAUACUGAAAUACAGCAGCUCACAAAGGCCACAUAUGAGCGUCUGCUAAGCCAGAUGGAAGAAGAACCCGAAACACCGCAGGCAAACAAGUGCAAGGCAGAGCCGGUGGACAUUUCUGCAUGGAUACCUGAGACUGGUCACAUGUCUGAGGAGCAACUUCAAAAGGGUCCAGGGAAGGUUCUCCUCUAUUAUCACUACUGUCAAGUGGAGGAUCCACAUGUCAUCUGUGCUUGGCAGAAAGCUUUGUGUGAGAAGCUCCACUUAACUGGCAAGGUGAGGGUGGCGACUGAAGGCAUCAAUGGAACAGUUGGUGGCACCAACAUGGCCACUGAUAUUUACAUAGAUGCAAUGUGUUCACACCCUCUCUUCAAGAUGGAUAAGGAAGAUUUUAAGACAAGUGAUGGUGGAGCAGAGUGUUUCACAGACUUGAGGGUCGGGGUGUAUAAGGAAAUUGUCCCAAUGGGAGUGGAUCCUAAUGUUAUUUCCUACCGUCUGGCAGGGGUUCAUUUGGAGCCAGAGGAGUUUCAUAAAGAGGUUAAGGCUCUUAUGGCUCAAGACGAUUUGUGCAGUGACACCAUUCUGUUGGACUGCCGCAAUUUUUAUGAGAGUAAAAUUGGGCAGUUUACUCGGUGUCUGGCCCCAAACAUCCGUAAGUUCAGCUACUUUCCAGACUACGUUGACCAGAACCUCGAACUGUUCAGAGACAAGAAGGUCUUAAUGUACUGCACAGGAGGGAUCCGCUGUGAGCGUGGCUCUGCCUACCUCCGCUCCAAAGAUGUAUGUAAAGAGAUUUACCAGCUGAAAGGUGGAAUCCAUAAAUAUCUGGAACGUUUCCCAGAGGGUUUCUAUCGAGGGAAACUUUUUGUGUUUGAUGAACGCUACGCCAUCUCCUCCAACGACGACGUCAUCUCAGACUGCAGGUACUGCCGCUGUCUCUGGGACCAGUAUGAACUCUGUUCCACCCAGUUCUGCUGUCAGCUGGUUCUGUCCUGUCCCAGCUGCAGACAGGAUGGACACACCGCCUGCUGCCCCACCUGUCAAACCAAAGGACAGGCUCAGAGCGAAGCAUCGCCAGCUGUUCUGCAUCACAAAGAGGAGUGCGAAUGCACCCUUGGACGUCCCAGAAUCCCUCAGGAUGUGUAGCAAUACAAAAUGCACAACUUCAGUGAGUGUAAGGAGUCCAGUAUAUUUUAAAUGAAUUGAAUGAAUUUUUUAUAUGAAUAUUGGGAAUUAAGACAGAUUUACCUUACCUAAGGUUUAGUUCUGAAGACAGAGUCAUCCAUGAGUAAUAGCUGUUAAAACCAUGAGAAAAUAUAAGUAUACAACUGCAAAAAGUUUUAUUACAUGAAUUUCGUAGAACUGGAAUGUUUCAUGACUAAUGAAAGCUCAGUGGUGUGUGCGUGGAUACGUGUUCUUUUUUAAAAAUCAUUGCUGUUAAUUACAUGUUUAUUGUUCCAAUUCAUGUUUCACAUACAGUUUUAAAUCUGAAUAAUUUGAAUUUUGUUGCAUAAAAAUAUACUGAAGACAGUAUACAGCAAGUUUUGUGUUCUCUCAUCCAUGCAGUCUCUGACCAAAAAGGGGGUUAGGGAGACUGCAGGUGUACCUGAAACACUUGGAAACCACAAGCAGCAACACAUCUGUGUGCCUUACUUGGAAUGAUAGAACUGAAAGAAUUCAGCUCAGUGUGAUUAUGAAACCAUGCAAAAGCAGACCACAAGUAAUGUCAGGUGUACAGCCAAGUCUCAGCAGGUCUCCAUGUGAGUGAUUUCAAUAAAAUAAAGUAGUUGCAUCA
Messenger RNA from Scatophagus argus, 2265 nucleotides. Its product is annotated as thiosulfate sulfurtransferase/rhodanese-like domain-containing protein 2. The transcript has 9 exons. NCBI's taxonomy places the organism in Eukaryota, Metazoa, Chordata, Actinopteri, Scatophagidae. The record is from RefSeq and is a predicted model, not a curated record. Bases 216 to 1616 code for a protein of 466 amino acids.